AUGCUCUCCACACCCACACUGAUCUUCAUGGCCGUCUUUAGCCUGUUGUCAUUGGCUGCCAUGUUGCAGAAUGGCUUUGUGGUCGUGGUGCUGGGCAGAGAGUGGACCCAGAGCCGGGCACUGCCAGCAGUGGAGAUGAUUAUGGUGUGUCUCACCUCAUCCCGGUUCUGCCUUCAUGGGAUAGCCUUGCUGAACAACUUCCUGGCCGCCUUGGGUUUCUGUUACCAAGCGAACUUUGUGGGCAUCCUCUGGGACUUCAUGAACACGCUCCUGUUCUGGUUAACCGCCUGGCUCGCUACCUUCUAUUGCGUGAAGACCUCCAUCUUCUCCCACCCCGUGCUCUUGUGGCUCAAGGGGAGGAUUUCUCAGUUAGUACCCAGACUCAUCGUGGCCUCCCUCAUAAUGGGUGGCAUUUCAGCCAUCAUAUCGGCCGUCGGGAAUAUCAUUGUCUUUCAGAUGACCACCUCCCAGGGUUCCCAUGGGAACUGUACCUUUGGUCACAGGACGGUGGCCUUCUAUCAGUACUAUAAUCAGUCCCACAUGAUGCUCAUGUGGCUCACUCCCUUUGUCCUGUUCCUGCUGUCCAUAGUCUUCCUCAUGUGCUCACUGUACCGGCACAUGGGCCGGAUGAGGAACCUCAGGCCUGGGCUUUGUGACCCCACCACCCAGGCUCACACCAUGGCUCUGAAAUCACUCGCCUCCUUCCUCAUUUCCUAUACAUUUUUUGUUCUGUUCCUGAUUGUUUCUGCCACAAAGCGCAUCACCAUGCACAGUCACUGGCAUUGGGCCAGGGAAAUCAUUACCUACACAGGCAUCUUCCUGCAUUCUGUCAUCUUGGUACUCAGUAGCCCCAAGUUGAGAAAGGCCCUGAAGGACUUGUGUACUGGGAGAUUAUGGGCUUUGAAGGCCUUGGACAAGGGUGUUUCUGUCCUCAAGUGA
Molecule: messenger RNA, 939 nt
Organism: Jaculus jaculus (lesser Egyptian jerboa)
Lineage: Eukaryota; Metazoa; Chordata; Mammalia; Rodentia; Dipodidae
Product: taste receptor type 2 member 143-like
Exons: 1
Coding region: 1-939 (312 amino acids)
Biological process (GO): G protein-coupled receptor signaling pathway; sensory perception of taste; detection of chemical stimulus involved in sensory perception of bitter taste
Cellular component (GO): membrane
Molecular function (GO): bitter taste receptor activity; G protein-coupled receptor activity
Source: RefSeq, a predicted model, not a curated record